AGUCCCCCUAUUUGCAGCUCUGAAACCCCCAUGGUGGACUGCUGCGAGAUUUACCACCAAGAACCUCCACAGCAGAAGGAGAUCAAAGAAAAACCACGUGAGGAGAAGCGACCCAGAGAGUCACCCAAGGUUGACCAGGGGAGGAUUAACGCCCUUCAGAUACUUGAUGCGAUCUCUGCAGGAGAUGGAUCCAGGGCUGGCGAAGUGUCGACCAUGUUGGAGCAGCAUGCCAGCGACCGCGAGAUCUGCCACUCCUGCGCCAAGGCAGCGGAGCGGAUCUCCUCGUCGGAGCAGGGGCUGGAGCAGCUGACCACGGUGGGAACGAUGCAGAGUUUGUUGCAAGCAUGGCAAACCCAUCGCAACGAUACCUCCCUAACGGUGCACGUGCGCAACAUCGUGGCACGUUUCUGGGAUCGCGCCUCCGGCGACAACCAAUGGAUCUGCUCACCUGCUCAGAUGGCCCUAGGCAAGGAGCUGAUGUCUGGGCAAAGUGAGUGGCUGGCCGACGCCCACCGUGCAGCAGUGUCCUUGCAUGAGAAGGGCUAUAAGACGGCUGCCAUGGAGUUGUACCGACUGUGCAUCGACGAGUUAGAAAAGGCCCAUGGAGCUGAAAAUCAAUGCGCACUGCAAGCACAAAACAACUUAGCUGUCCUCUAUGAGGAAUGCCAGCAGUUCCAGGAGGCGGAGAAGUUACACACAGAGGUUUGUAAGAAGAUGGAAGAACAAUUUGGGGCAGAGCAUGGCGAUGUCACAUCUUCCAAGUUCAAUCUGGCCGCUUUGAAGGCAAAGAUGGGGUCAUUGGAAGAGAGUGAAGCCAUGUAUCGCAAUGUCCUAGAGGUGCGUGAGCGAACCUUGGGGCCACAGCAUGCCAACACCCUCCGCGCAAAGGCGAACCUGGCAGACAUUCUUCGACGUCAGGAUCGCCUCGAGGAGGCUGAGGCGAUGUUGACGAACUUGGUGGAUCAAGCGCGUGUAUCCUUCGGACGAGAUGAUGCCACAACAUUGAAGGGCAGGUGUCAGCUGGCGCACAUCUUGGCACUGCAAGGGGAUGAGACCCGUCAUCGUCAAGCUGAAGCUCAUCUACGUGAAGUGGUGUCGCGCCGCGAGCAGAAGUUGGGCCCCAGCCAUCCCGAGACCUUGACGGCCUUGGGGCGUUUGGCCUUCGUCUUGGAGUGCAGCAAUCCACGUGAGGCCGAACAGUUGAACGAGCAGAUUUGGCAACGCUUGGAUGCCUUGGCACCUUCGGAGAAGCGUCGUGGCCGCGCACGUCAGGGCGUCUUCUCUUUGAGCUUGGCGGAACUUGGUGAGCCUGAAAGGGAGGAAACCUUGGUGCGGCAGGUGGUGGAACGGCGCAGCUCCACCUUGGGUGCCACCCAUCCAGAUACCCUAGCAGCCCGGGCUGAGCUCGCCAACAUUUUAGCCCGCAAGGAGGGUCCAGAGGCAGCCGAAGAAUCCUUGGCGCUGCGACGGGAAGUCGCAAAUCUUAGUGAGACCUGCUUAGGCGUUGAACAUGUGGAGACGUUGGCGGCCAAAGCUGCUCUGGCUGGAGCUAUCCUGAGGUCUUUGGGACCUGAUGCCAAUCCAGCAGAUGUCAAAACAGCAAGGGCAGAAGCUGAAGAACUCCACCUGAAGGCCACUGCUCGCUUCAAAGCGGCCCAAGCACCUUUGCCUACCCCAGCCUUCCCAUCGGCGUUUGCUGCAUAUGCGCCAGCCAGCAACAAAAUUGCAGUCCUUGCACAAGGUUGAACCGCAGCCAUCGUCGAAUGCUGAAGGAAGUGGCGACCGUACUGCUCCAGCUGCAGCUGACAAAAAACAUG
Molecule: messenger RNA, 1817 nt
Organism: Cladocopium goreaui
Lineage: Eukaryota; Dinophyceae; Suessiales; Symbiodiniaceae
Source: the annotation of a GenBank genome assembly